UUAUUUCGAAGCCGAUUUGAACUGCCAAGCCGAACUCCUGUUUUCCUGCAAGAUGAAAGACAGCCAUGAAUGAGCCACCAGACAGUUUUGCAAAUGCCUCUGACUUCCCCGAUUAUGCAGCGCCGUUCGGAAAUUGCACUGAUGAAAAAAUCCCACUCAAGAGGCAUUACCUCCCUGUUAUUUAUAGCAUCAUCUUCCUGGUGGGCUUUCCAGGGAAUGCAGUAGCAAUUUCCACUUACAUUUUCAAAAUGCGGCCCUGGAAAGGCAGCACUGUCAUCAUGCUGAACCUGGCUUGCACAGACCUGCUCUAUCUGACCAGCUUCCCUUUCCUGAUUCACUACUACGCCAGCGAUGAAAACUGGAUCUUUGGGGCUUUCAUGUGCAAGUUUAUCCGCUUUGGAUUCCAUUUCAAUCUGUACAGCAGCAUCCUCUUCCUCACCUGCUUUAGCAUCUUCCGGUACUUUGUGAUCAUUCACCCCCUGAGCUGCUUUUCCAUUCACAAAACUCGAUGGGCCGUGGUGGCCUGCGCUGUGGUGUGGAUCGUUUCACUGGUGGCCGUUGUUCCUAUGACCUUCCUGAUCACCUCAACCACCGGGACCAACAGAUCUACCUGCCUUGACCUCACCAGUUCGGAUGACCUCGCCACCAUCAAAUGGUACAAUCUAAUUUUGACGGCCACUACUUUCUGCCUUCCCCUGGUGAUAGUGACACUUUGCUAUACGACGAUCAUCUACACCCUAACCCAAGGACCUCACAAUCACAGCUGCCUGAAGCAGAAAGCUAGAAGGCUAACCAUCCUGCUACUCCUCGUGUUUUAUAUAUGUUUUUUACCCUUCCACAUCUUGAGGGUCAUCCGGAUCGAAUCUCGCCUGCUUUCAAUCAGCUGCUCUGUUGAGAACCAGAUCCAUGAAGCUUACAUCGUUUCUAGACCCUUGGCUGCCCUGAACACCUUUGGUAACCUACUACUGUACGUGGUGGUCAGUGACAACUUUCAGCAGGCCAUCUGCUCCAUGGUGAGAUGCAACGCAAGUGCGGACCUAGAGCAAGCAAAAAAAAUCAGUUACUCAAACAACCCUUGACAUACUUCAGCUAGUCAACCAAGAAGAGCCUGCUCAGACUUGAACUUCUAAGAAGUCCAGAAUAGCUCCCUCAGUGGUUCUCAGUAAAUAUUGUAUGUUCAGGUAAUUACGUGCCAAAGCCAGGACAGGGCCACCAGGAAUUCUGUGCAACCCAUUUAUUGAGAUCUUCCCUAGGGUCGACGUAAGAAUGGGAUACACACCUAUCAGUAGAGGAUUCACGUGUGGGAUUGAAACUAUUGGAACUCAGGGACAUCUUGAAAAAUCUAGGAUAUCUAGUUUCACCAACUUACUCUGUAUAAAUAAAACUACGAGUCUCAGUAGUUUUAUAAAAUCGAAAGUUCACCCACUUGCCCCAGUUAAGUUAGGUGCCAAGACUGAAGAAAGACACUCUUCUCACACUUGGUUUCAUGCUCCUUCAUACUCGGGCCUGUCCGUAUUGAACCCUUAGACUAUGCAAGGCAUUAUUUGUCUCUUUCUCAGCAUUCUCUUUAUUUUCAUUUCAUGUCCUUAAGACUUUUUUUCUUCAAACUUUGCUUUGAGAUCAUUAAACUGUGUUUCUCACUAGGCUUUCAUCAGUUUAGAUUCAAGCCAACUGAUACAAUAUGCUUGAGACAAUUCAAAGAUGUCUAUGCAGAUGAAUGACUUACAUGCCCGUAAGAUAUUGGAGGCAUUAUGUCUUUAUUGGUGUAGAUAUUUUUAGAAGUUGUUACUGAAUUGAGAAAAAUUAUCAAGUUGUAUUAGUAAUUACCAACACAUCCCUGGAAAGGGAGGAGGGGCCUCUUUUGGGGGAACAGAAGUACUUUGAAAUGUCAUGUAUAUAUUGGGUAUUAAGUAAAAUCUAAGUGUUUUGAUUUCUGUGGAAAAUUAUCCCAGGAAACACCAAUUCUCUUUAGAUACCUUUCUCUUUUGUGACUCUCUUGAAAAUAUGUUAUCUAUUUAUUGUAACAGCUAAGGCUGUUUUUGAGUUAUGUGUGUGCUUAAUUAUCACUAAGUAUAAAUA
Molecule: messenger RNA, 2079 nt
Organism: Mirounga angustirostris (Northern elephant seal)
Lineage: Eukaryota; Metazoa; Chordata; Mammalia; Carnivora; Phocidae
Gene: OXGR1
Product: oxoglutarate receptor 1
Exons: 1
Coding region: 66-1079 (337 amino acids)
Biological process (GO): G protein-coupled receptor signaling pathway
Cellular component (GO): plasma membrane
Molecular function (GO): G protein-coupled receptor activity
Source: RefSeq, a predicted model, not a curated record